This is a messenger RNA of Heterobilharzia americana, 1050 nucleotides long. Lineage: Eukaryota; Metazoa; Platyhelminthes; Trematoda; Strigeidida; Schistosomatidae. The record is from the annotation of a GenBank genome assembly.
AUGUCAAAAAAGGCAUCCUUAGCCCUACCUACACAACCGUACUGUCGUAUUCACUGUCGUCAAUCAGCUGUACGUGCAGUACGUUUCAAUGCUGAUGGUAAUUAUUGUAUGACUGCUGGUGGUGAUAAAACAAUAAAAUUAUGGAAUCCUUAUAAUUUUCGUCUACUGAAAACGUACACAGGCCAUGGAGGUGAAGUAUCUGAUGUACGGGCAGGUAAAGAUAAUAGUCAACUUGGUUCUGGUGGAGCAGACUGUCUAGUUAUGUUAUGGGAUGUUGCUACAGGACAAUCUAUUCGUCGAUGGCGUCGACAUGCUGGACGUGUAAAUUCUGUUCUAUUCAUUGCACCCUUUCUUAACUCUGAUGCAUUAGAUCCUAGUCCAAUUUUAUUAUCAACUGGUGUUGAUGGAAUGGUUUUAGUCUGGGAUGCUAGAGCACGAACUCCUUAUCCAGUUCAGACUAUGCAUGAAGCACGUGACAGUGUUACUUGUUGUGCAUUUCGUCGAAAUCAAAUUGUCACUGGUUCUGUUGAUCGAUGCGUACGAACUUAUGAUAUUCGACGAGGUGAAAUGAUUGAAGACUAUGUAGGCUAUCCAAUUACAUCAGUUUCAAUUACAAUGGAUUGUCAAUGCUUUCUGGUUGGUACACAAGAUUCUACUUUACGUUUAUUCGAUGCAUUGACUGGUGAACUGUUGAGCAGAUACACUGGACAUACUAAUCAAACAUACAAGAUGGACAGUAUAAUGAUGAAUUUAGAUCAUCAUAUAGUUAGUGGAUCGGAAAGAGACGGUCUUGUUUUCAUAUGGGAUUUUAUACGUUCUGGUGCACCGAUUCAUACACUUGACCAUCAACCUGGUGGAAGCGCCUGGGGUGUCCUGUCUCCGCAUAAUCCAGAUCCAGUUGCUGAAUUGAUUAUUGAGACGGCUAAAUCAGUCAGCUUUAUGAUUCAUUCCGUAUCAGCACAUCCAAAAGAGAGUAAAUUGCUUACUUCGGGUGGUGAUUUCGUUUGGUUAUGGGAUGCUGAACCGAAGGAUGUUGAAAAGGAUGAAUAA